AUGUAUACUAAUAUAAAUAAUAUUUCAGAAUAUUUAAUAUCCCAUAAAUGUACUUUGGGUAUUCAUACUUUGGAAAAAUUACUAGAAAAUAAUGCAAAAGAUAAUAGAAACAAUUGUAUAAAUGCAAUGGUGAAUAUUCUUACAAAUAAUUCUAAAAAAAUUCUAAAACAAUCAUUAAAUUUAAAAUAUCAAAAAGAAAAAAAUAAAAAUUAUAAAAAUAGAUCAAAAGAAAAAAGUGAUAAUAAUAUAGAAACAUAUAUUUUAGAUUAUACUAAAGAUUAUGGUAUUACAAAAUCUAAUAAUAUAUAUAAAAACGAUAUUAUAUAUUUAGAUAAUGAAUUAUCAAAUUAUAAUUCUAAUAAUUUAUUAAGAUAUAUAAGAAAUGAUUGUGGAUCAUGGAAUAUAUCUAUACCAAAUGAAUUAGGUAUACCUAAAGAUAAAUUUGAAAAAAUAAUCUUUGAUAAAUAUAUAGAAUUCUGUAAAACUCAUAAUUAUAAUGAUUCAUUUGCAAAUUGGGCUAAAUUAUGUGAAGAUAAAUAUGAAAUACCUAAUUCAAUAAUCCAACAUGCAAAUAAUGGAUGUCAUGGUAUAAAAGAAGCUUUAUAUAGAAUUAGAAAAGUAGAUAUAAGAUUAAAUGGAAUUCCUAAAGAUCUAAUUUUAGAUAUACUUAGAAUUGGAACUGUUUCAAAUUUAAAAAUGAAUUAUAUGAAUAAAAAUAUGGAUAAUAUACAAAAUAGAGCAAGACUUAUAAUAGGAAAUAGUAAUAUAAUAUCAAGAAGUGAAACUAUAAAAAGUGAUACUAUAGAUAAUUCAAAUAAUAAAUUAUCUAAUUUAAGAAAUUUAAAUGAAGAUGUAUAUAAAGAGGGAUUACAAGAUAAUAUCUCUACAUCUAAUAAAUUAAUGUCUAUUAAUAUGCCACAACAUUUAUUUUUAAAAGAAGCUAUUAUAUCUCAUAAAAUAAAAGAUAAAGAAAUUUUGGAUAAAAAAUUAUUAUAUAAUAAAGAUUCAUGUUAUGUAAAUUCACAAAGAUAUUGUAAUUGUGAUCCAAGUAAACUUAGAGAAUUAUUUUCAGAAAAAUAUAAAAAUAUAAAUAUAAUGAAUAAUUCAAAUAAUGAAAUAUUACAUUUAUGGAUGGGAUCUUAUGCAAUAGCAAGAAAUGAUAAAAGAAUUAAAGGUGGUGAAGAUGGUUGGUUUUUAGCAGAAUAUCUUCAAUGUAUGGGUGUAGCUGAUGGAGUUGGAGAAUGGGAAAGUCUUAGCGGUGUAAGUGCAAGAGAAUUUUCUAAUUUAUUAAUGAAGAAUACAUUAAAAGCAUUAUAUGAUCCAAAUAUUAAUUUUCUUAAGAAAGAUAGAUUAUACUUAGAUAAUAUAUAUAAUAUAGAAGAAAAAUAUUUGAUUAAAUAUCCAUCAAGUAUUGCAAAAGCUGCAUUACAGAGAAGUUUAGAUGAAUGUGAUAAUUCAGGUAUUCAUGGUGCUAGUACUGCUCUUGUAAUGUGUUUUGAUAAUGUAAAUAAUAUUGCUGGGUUUGCAAAUAUGGGAGAUAGUGGUGCAUUAGUUUUGAGAAGAAUUCAAUUUGAUAGUGGAAGGAUGGAAAUUGUAAGACGUGUUAAGGAGAUGCAACAUGAUUUUAAUUGUCCAUAUCAAUUUGCAAGAUUACCUGCAGAAAAGGAAUGGUUAAAAUUAAUGAAAGAUGGUUAUAAUGAGAUAGUAAAAAUAGCAAUAAUGGAAAAAGAAUGUAAAAUGAAUAAUCAAGAAACAAAUUUAUUAGUAUGUGAUAGUCCAGAAAUGAUAGAAUUAUUAGAUGUUAAUAUUAAAGAAGGUGAUUUAAUUAUAAUUGGAACGGAUGGAGUAUUUGAUAAUUUAUUUGAUGUAGAAAUUAGUACAAUAGUUGGUCAAGUAUAUUCGCCGUAUGAAUCAAAGAUACUUUAUGGAGAAAUAGGAAAUACAACUACUCCUAUGGCAAUUGCAAAAGCAAUUGCUUUAUCAGCUUAUUAUAAAUCUUUAGAUCCAAGGUCCAAGACUCCAUUUGCUAAUCAAGCAAAGAAACAUCUAGGAGUAAGUAGUAAUGAUCCGAAUACAAAUUCAGCUUAUCUAGGUGGUAAAGAGGAUGACAUAACUGUCCUCGUUGCAUGGGUAGUUAAUCAAAAAGAUUUAGCUAAACUUAGUAGUUCAGAUAUUUCUGUAUUUGAUCUUCAGUAA
Messenger RNA from Cryptosporidium muris RN66, 2196 nucleotides. RefSeq lists its product as uncharacterized. The coding region runs from base 1 to 2196 and encodes 731 amino acids. The record is from RefSeq and is a predicted model, not a curated record. NCBI's taxonomy places the organism in Eukaryota, Apicomplexa, Conoidasida, Eucoccidiorida, Cryptosporidiidae. The transcript has a single exon.